Oncorhynchus nerka (sockeye salmon) is the source of this 3963-nucleotide messenger RNA. RefSeq names its product B-cell receptor CD22-like. The coding region runs from base 315 to 3557 and encodes 1080 amino acids. NCBI's taxonomy places the organism in Eukaryota, Metazoa, Chordata, Actinopteri, Salmoniformes, Salmonidae. The transcript is spliced from 16 exons. The record is from RefSeq and is a predicted model, not a curated record.
AACAUAUUGUUAACAUGGUUCUGUAUUUAAAUGAAAGUGGAAAUGGGGGACAUUUUGUCCAUUAUAGAAAUGUAGGACCCAUUUUAAUACAGUAACCUCCCUUCUCUGACAUGCUGUUCUGAUUAUCAUGCAUGUUAAUGUCUUAAAGAGGAAGGAAAGGACUGUUCUGCAUCAGCUACUUGUGUUCUGACUACUAUAAAUAUGUAUCAACCACAGAACACACAUUUACUAGCAGUUCCCACUCAAUACCAGUCAGUUGACUCACUGUACAAGACCUCUCCCCUUCAGUCUACUGCAGGGUGGGAGAUGCAACAAUGGCCUUGAGAACAGCAGGAAGUGUGUUGGUGGUCUUUCUCUGGUCUGUAGCAGUGGUACUGGGUCAGUAUGUCUGGAGUGUUACAUACACCACUCAGAGUAUCUGCACCUUGAAGGGGUCAACAGUGGAGCUGACCUGCUCUUACACAUAUCCCAGAGGUCAUAAAGUCACAACAACACUCUGGUUCACUAAAAUGGAGACUGGUGUAGAACCUGAAGAUCUAGGUCAGGACCCAGAGUAUGCAGGUCGUCUGGUGUAUAAUGGGGAUAAGAAGAAUGACUGCAACCUGAAAAUCAGGGACCUGAGAGAGAAAGACUCAGCUACGUACAAGUUCAGAUUCAUAACAGAUCAGACCAGAGGGAAAUAUUAUGGAGAUCCUGGAGUCACUCUGUCUGUUACAGCUCUGCAGGUGAAGGUGACUCCUGCUGCAAAGGGACAGAAGACACUGACCUGUAUCACCACCUGUACUCUGACUGACAACCCCACCUACAUCUGGUACAAGAAUGGACAACAUCUACAUGAGAGCACCUCCCCCCAGUACAAAUACUCAGUCUACAGUAACUAUGAAGACAGCUACUCCUGUGCUGUAAAAGGCCAUGAGGAUCUCCUCUCUCCUGCAGUGUGUGUUCAGGGUCAGGACUGCAACAGAGUGACUUACUCCAAGAGGACAAUCUGUGCCUUGAAAGGGUCAUCAGUGGACAUAUCCUGUACUUAUGGCAGUGGUUAUGAUACAGUCAAAUCAUCACUCUGGUUUAGUCCUAAACAGAGAUCUAGGUGGAGGGAUAAGUUGACACCUGAGGACCUAACAAGAGACCCAGGGUAUGCAGGUCGUGUGAAGUACCCUGACAAAGAGAGAUGGAGAUACACUGGUCACUCCACCCUGAGAAUCUCAGAUCUGAGAGAGGAGGACUCAGCUGAGUAUCGCUUCACUUUUAAAACACACAACAUUGAAUGGGGUCAUAGUUUCCCAGGAACAACUCUGUCUGUCACAGGUCUGCAGGUGAAGGUGACUCCUGCUGCAGAGGGACAGAAGACACUGACCUGUAUCACCACCUGUACUCUGACUGACAACCCCACCUACAUCUGGUACAAGAACGGACAACAUCUAGAUGAGCCCACUUCCCAACAACACGCUAGUAAUAUGCUGAUGGUCUGGGAUUCUACUGUGGACAUUUACUCCUGUGCUGUUGAAGGUCAUGAGGCUCUCCCCUCUCCUGUAGUUUGUUUUCAGGUGGAGGUGACUCCUAAACAUUAUUCAAAUUACAAGACAUUGACCUGUAGCACCACCUGUAUUCUGACUGGUAACCCCACAUACACCUGGUACAAGAACGGACAGGUAGUAACUGUGAAGACUUCCACCUAUUCAGUCCUCCCUAAUGCUAAGGACAGCUACUCUUGUGCUGUAAAAGGCCAUGAGGAUUUCCACUCUCCUGCAGUGUGUGUUCAGGGUCAGAGCUGCAACAUAGUGAAUUACAAUAAGAUGAGAACCUGUGUCUUGAAGGGGUCAACAGUGUUCAUAUCCUGUACUUAUGUUGGUUAUUAUUACACCACAUCAUCAUUCUGGUUUAGAAGUGAUAAGUCGACCCCUGAAGACCUAACCACAGACACAGGGUAUGCAGGUCGUGUGAAGUACACUGGAACAUACAGAGGUCCCUCCACCCUGAGAAUCACAGAUCUGAGAGAGGAGGACUCAGCUGAGUAUCGGUUCACUUUUAAAGCAAACAGCUUUGAAUGGGGUCAUAGUUUCCCAGGAACAAGUCUGUCUGUCACAGGUCUGCAGGUGAAGGUGACUCCUGCUGCAGAGGGACAGAAGACACUGACCUGUAUCACCACCUGUACUCUGACUGACAACCCCACCUACAUCUGGUACAAGAACGGACAGAAUGUACAAGGUGUCUCCUCCCCCAUGUACUCCAUCAGCAGUGAGGAUGCAGACAGCUACUUCUGUGCUGUAAAAGGACAUGAGGAUCUCAGCUCUCCUACAGUUUAUAAACCAAAGAACACCUCAGUGUCAGUCAGUCCCUCAGGUGAAAUAGUGGAGGGCAGUUCAGUGACUCUGACCUGCAGCAGUGAUGCCAACCCACCUGUCCAGAGUUACACCUGGUGGUACAAGAAGAAUGGAGGUGACUAUCAGAGUAUGACAGGACCACAGCAUGUCUUCAAUCAAAUCCAGUCAUCUGACACUGGAGAGUACGACUGUGUGUCCCAGAAUGAGAUGGGGACAGACAGGUCUAGGACCAUAAACAUGGAUGUGAAGUAUGCGCCAAAGAACACCUCAGUGUCACUCAGUCCCUCUGGUGAAAUAGUGGAGGGCAGUUCAGUGACUCUGACCUGCAGCAGUGAUGCCAACCCACCUGUGGACAAAUACACCUGGUACAAGAAGAACGUAACCUCACCAAAAGCAUCAGGACAGAGUUACAGCAUCACUAACAUCAUCUCUGAGAACAGAGGAGAAUAUUACUGUGAAGCUGAGAAUAAAUAUGGACGUCUCAACUCUCCUUCUGUGUCUGUGGACGUUCAGUACGGCCCAAAGAACACCUCAGUGUCAGUCAGUCCCUCUGGUGAAAUAGUGGAGGGCAGUUCAGUGACUCUGAACUGCAGCAGUGAUGCCAACCCACCUGUGGACAAAUACACCUGGUACUUUCAAAAUGAGACUUUUCUAAAUGGAUGUGGACAGAUGUACAACAUCAGUAACUUCAAGUCUAAGGACAGUGGACAUUACCACUGUGAGGCCUGGAAUAGAAGAGGAUCUAGGAACUCUACAGCUCUGAUGAUCAUUAUACCAGGGAAACAAACCUCAGUUCAGACUGCAGCUGUAGGAAUCAUAGUGGUUGUUCUGGUUCUCAUCCUCUGUCUCUCUGGACUCAUGUGGAUCAGGAAGAAGGCCUCCAUAUCCACCUCUGACACAAAAGACACAUCAGAGAAUGUACAGGGAGACUCUAGUCCAGUGUAUGAAAACGUCUCAAGUAUGUCUACAGCCCCCACUGCAGCACAGACAGAGUCCACAUAUGACCAGGAUGAUGUUCACUACACCAGCGUCCACUUCUCUCGCUCCAAAAACCAGGAAGUGCCUCUGUACUCCACCGUCCAGCUGCCUCAACCCCAGAAAGAGGAUGAGGAUGUCCAGGACGAUGCUGUGAAAUUCAACCUCCCCAGUGCUGCCACCCGCUCAUUCAUAUGCUGCUGCUUAUUGGACGAGAAGACCAUGAUGUCAUCAAUAAGCAAAAGAGUUGACCCCUAGUGGCCACUAGUGAUGUCAUUUCCUUAAACUACAAACCCAACAAUGGAAAUCUCAAGACGAUUCCCAUGUCUAUAAUGAGAGAGUGGUGGUUUUGAGGAACUGUCCUGUGUUCCAAAUGGAACCCUAUUCCCUAUUUAGUGCACUACUUUUCACCAUAACCUUAGAGGCCUUGGUCAAAGUAAUGUACUAUAAAGAGUAUAUGAAGGUUUUUGGGGAUGCAGAUUCUGUUUCAUUUCUGUUUCUCUCUCUUCAGACCCACGGCAGCACAAGCAGCUGAGGAGGACUCUUCUGUUCUCUACAGUACAGUCAACAAACCUGAACCAAGAAGACCUGAACAUUACAAACCCAGAACCAAGAAGAACUGAACACAAUAAACCCAGAACCAAGAAGACCUGAACACAACAAA